GUUAUGACCCCCGCUGGGUUCUUCUCCUUUCUCAAUACUCAAUUACUAAUAUCUAUUCUUCACUUCUUCCAUUUCAACACUCUCAAACUAUAUUCUAAUUUUGAGGUUGUGUACUGAUGUAAACACAAAAAACAAAAAACAAAACAUAUUGUGGGGAGUUGUUCAUAUUACAUGUUUUUUGGGUUUUCUUGAAAGCUUUGUCUUGUUGGGUUUUUGUUUUGUUUUUGGAUGGGAACUGAGAGAAGUGAAGAAACUGUGUUGAAGAAAGAGAAGAAAUAUAAUGGUGGGGAAAGUGAGAGAGGGCAAUGGUUGUUGUUGUGCAGUUGUAAAUUUCUACAACCUUGUACAAGUUGGUCUUGUUUUAGACAAGGGUGUUACUCUUUUUACAAGUGAUACUACAGCCAUCUUGCAUCUCUUAAAUCUUGUAUAAAAACAAAACAUCUGUCCCAGAACAAUACACAAUUAAGGCUCUCUCUCUUUUUUCUUUUUCUUUUUAAUCUGUUUGAAAUUUACCUAAAGGUUUAUUCAACCAUGAAGAGGUCACUUGGCAGCUCAGAUUCUUUGGGUGCUUUGAUGUCUAUCUGUCCCACAACAGAUGAACAUAGUCCUAGGAACAACCAUGUUUACAGCAGGGAGUUUCAGUCGAUGUUAGAUGGAUUAGAUGAAGAAGGGUGUUUAGAAGAAUCAGGUCAUGUUGCUGAGAAGAAGAGAAGAUUAAGUGUAGAUCAAGUUAAGGCCUUGGAAAAGAAUUUCGAGGUUGAAAACAAGCUUGAACCUGAAAGGAAAGUGAAGUUGGCUCAAGAGCUUGGUUUGCAACCAAGACAAGUAGCUGUCUGGUUCCAAAACCGACGUGCUAGGUGGAAGACCAAGCAAUUGGAAAGGGAUUAUGGCCUUCUUAAAACCAGUUAUGAAACUCUUAAGGCCAAUUAUGAAGCCUUACAACAUGACAAUGAAGCUCUUCUCAAAGAGAUAAGAGAGUUGCAGGCAAAGCAUAGUGGAGAAAGCACUGAGACAGAGAGCAAUGUUUCAGUGAAAGAAGAAGUGAUUGUAUCUGAAAAUACUGAUAACAAAACACUUGAACAAAGUGAACCAGCUGCAGAUCUCAACUACGGAUCAGUUGUUCUUGGUGCAACCCUUUUUCCAGACAUGAAAGAUGGAUCAUCGGACAGUGAUUCCAGUGCUAUCUUAAAUGAAGACAUCAUCCUCAACACCAACACCAACAAGGACAAUAGCCCUAACAACGCGGCUUUUUCAUCAUCUGGGGUGUUAGAGCUAGACAGCCAACACCACCUUUUGAUAUCAUCUUCUUCGUCACCAACAUCCUCCAUGGAUUGCUUCAAUUUCACAAAAACAAGCUAUCAACCCCACCAGUACGUGAAGAUGGAAGAACAUAAUUUCUUCACUGCAGAUGAAGCUUGUAAUUUCUUUUCAGAUCCAAGUCUUCAUUGGUAUUCUCCUGAACAAUGGAACUAAAAUGAAGCUCCAAGAUUUUUGUAAGAUGGGAAUUAUGUAAGAAGUUAAAAAUUAGUACCCAAUACCAUGAUCUUCAGCCAGUGAUGGAAGUCAAUAAUGCAGAAAAGAAAAGAAGGGAAUAUGGAGAAGAAGAGGAAGACCGGGGGGGGGGGGGUUCACGUGGGAUGGGGGCAAAAGGUGACAAACACCAAAAAGAAGGGGCGUGCGGGAAUGAUUAGAUCGUAAUUGGGACCUUUUAAUUUCUCUCUUCUGCUGUAAAUGGAAAAUUCUCCAUAAUCCAUUGGUGGAAAGUGAAACUUCCUUUAAUGGAGAGAAGCUGAACCCAUAAUAAUAAUAUUAUUAUUAAUAAUGAACAUUAAUCAUCAUUGCUCCUUA
Molecule: messenger RNA, 1848 nt
Organism: Gossypium raimondii (Peruvian cotton)
Lineage: Eukaryota; Viridiplantae; Streptophyta; Magnoliopsida; Malvales; Malvaceae
Product: homeobox-leucine zipper protein ATHB-6
Exons: 3
Coding region: 532-1473 (313 amino acids)
Biological process (GO): positive regulation of DNA-templated transcription
Cellular component (GO): nucleus
Molecular function (GO): DNA-binding transcription factor activity, RNA polymerase II-specific; sequence-specific DNA binding
Source: RefSeq, a predicted model, not a curated record